CCCCCCCCCCCGGCCAUGGCCCCGCGUCUGCAGCUGGAGAAGGCCGCCUGGCGCUGGGCGGAGACGGUGCGGCCCGAGGAGGUGGCGCAGGAGCACAUCGAGGCGGCCUACCGCAUCUGGCUGGAGCCCUGCAUCCGGGGAGUGUGCAGAAGAAACUGCAAAGGGAACCCAAAUUGCUUGGUUGGGAUUGGUGAACAUGUCUGGUUAGGAGAGAUAGAUGAAAAUAGCUUUCACAACAUCGAUGAUCCAAACUCCGAACGGAGGAAAAAGAAUACAUUUGUGGGCCUGACGAACCUGGGAGCGACCUGCUACGUCAACACCUUCCUUCAGGUGUGGUUUCUCAACUUGGAGCUGCGGCAGGCUCUGUACCUCUGUCCAAGCACGUGUAGUGACUACAUGAUGGGGGACGGCAUUAAAGAAGAGAAAGAUUAUGAGCCGCAGUCCAUCUGUGAGCAUCUCCAGUACUUGUUUGCAUUGUUGCAAAACAGUAACCGACGUUAUAUUGAUCCAUCAGGAUUUGUUAAAGCUUUAGGUUUGGAUACAGGACAGCAACAGGAUGCCCAAGAAUUUUCCAAGCUCUUUAUGUCUCUGUUGGAGGAUACUCUGUCUAAACAAAAGAAUCCAGAUGUCCGGAACAUAGUCCAGCAGCAGUUCUGUGGCGAGUAUGCAUAUGUCACCGUCUGUAACCAGUGUGGGCGAGAGUCUAAACUUGUAUCAAAAUUCUACGAACUGGAGUUAAAUAUCCAAGGACACAAACAGUUAACAGACUGCAUCACUGAAUUUCUUAAGGAAGAAAAAUUAGAAGGAGACAAUCGAUAUUUUUGUGAAAAUUGCCAAAGCAAACAAAAUGCAACAAGGAAGAUUCGAUUACUCAGUCUUCCUUGCACUCUUAACUUGCAGCUCAUGCGGUUUGUGUUUGAUAGACAAACUGGACAUAAGAAAAAGCUAAAUACUUACAUUGGCUUCUCAGAACUGCUGGAUAUGGAGCCUUAUAUGGAACAUAAAGCAGGUGGCCACGUUUAUGAACUCAGCGCGGUGCUCAUCCACCGAGGAGUAAGCGCGUACUCGGGCCACUACAUCGCUCACGUGAAAGACCCCCAGACCAGCGAAUGGUACAAGUUUAACGACGAAGACAUAGAAAAGAUGGAGGGGAAGAAAUUGCAACUAGGGAUUGAGGAAGAUCUAGCAGAGCCUUCUAAAUCACAGACUCGUAAGCCGAAAUGUGGGAAAGGAACUCACUGCUCGCGAAAUGCAUACAUGUUGGUGUAUAGACUACAAACCCAAGAAAAGCCCAAUAUGGCGGUUCAAGUGCCAGCUUUCCUCCAGGAGCUGGUGGAACGUGAUAAUUGUAAGUUUGAAGAGUGGUGUAUUGAAAUGGCGGAAAUGCGCAAACAGAGUGUGGAUAAAGGCAAAGCCAAACAUGAAGAGGUGAAGGAGCUCUACCAAAGGUUACCUGCCGGAGCUGAGCCAUAUGAAUUUGUGUCUCUUGAGUGGCUGCAGAAAUGGCUGGAUGAAUCUACACCAACAAAGCCCAUCGACAACCAUGCUUGCCUGUGUUCCCACGACAAACUACACCCGGACAAAAUCUCCAUUAUGAAGAGAAUAUCGGAAUAUGCAGCUGACAUUUUCUACAGCAGAUACGGAGGGGGGCCGAGGCUUAAUGUUAAAGCACUUUGCAAGGAUUGCGUGGUAGAACGAUGUCGAGUAUUGCGAUUGAAGAACCAAUUAAAUGAAGACUAUAAAAUUGUUACAAAUUUGCUAAAAGUUACAGUAAAGAGCAAUGAAGGAUUUUGGGUUGGGAAAUCUUCCUUACGGAGUUGGCGGCAACUAGCUCUGGAACAGUUAGAUGAACAAGAUGGUGAAGUAGACCAAAGUAAUGGGAAAAUGAAUGGUGAUGCCCUAAAUAAAGAUGAAUCAAAAGAAGAAAGAAAAGAUGAGGAGGAAGAAUUGAAUUUCAAUGAAGACAUUCUGUGUCCUCAUGGUGAUUUAUGCAUAUCAGAAAACGAAAGAAGAGUUGUUUCUAAAGAAGCUUGGAGAAAACUCAAACAGUACUUUCCAAAGGCACCUGAAUUCCCCAAUUAUAAAGAGUGCUGUUCACAAUGCAAGGAAUGGAGCUUGAUGCAAAUAUACGAAAUUGAACUUUUCACUUUUGUUCAGAUUCUGGAAAGAGAGGGGGAAGAAAAUGAAGCUUUACAUAAGAUGAUAGCAAAUGAACAGAAGGCUUCUCUCCAGAACCUGUUCCAGGACAAAAGCAGACCAUGCCUUAGUAGCUGGCCACAGGAGACCAAUGUACUCUACAUUGUGUCCCAGUUUUUUCUAGAAGAGUGGAGGAAAUUUGUCAGACGGCCUACCAGAUGUAGCCCGGUAUCAUCGAUAGGAAACAGUGCUCUCCUCUGUCCUCAUGGAGGACUUAUGUUUACUUUUGCUUCCAUGACCAAAGAGGAUUCUAAACUUAUAGCUCUAAUAUGGCCCAAUGAAUGGGAUAGGAUGCAAAAAUUAUUUGUCGUGGAUCACGUGAUCAAAAUCGUCAAAUCAGAAGCAGAAGCAGAUGAUAAAAGCCCCUCGAAAACACUGUAUACUUCUGAGCCUAAACUCUGUCCGGAAUGCCGAGAAGGACUGUUGUGUCAGCAGCAGAGGGACCUGCGUGAGUACACUCAAGCCACCAUCUAUGUACACAAAGUUGUGGAUAAUAAAAAGGUAAUGAAGGAAGCAGCUCCAGAAUUGAAUGUGAGUAGUUCGGAAACUGAAGAAGACAGAGAAGAAGCCAAACCAGAGGGGGAAAAGGACCCAGAUUUUAACCAGGCCAACGGGGGAGCAAAGCGGCAGAAGAUAUCCCAUCAGAAUUACUUAGUCUAUCAAAAGCAGGUCAUUCGUCGGAGCACACGGCACAGGAAGGUGCGGGGUGAGAAAGCCCUGCUUGUUUCAGCUAAUCAGACGCUAAAAGAACUGAAAAUCCAGAUCAUGCAUGCGUUUUCGGUGGCUCCUUUUGACCAGAAUCUGUCUAUCGAUGGGAAGGUCCUGAAUGAUGACACGGCGACCCUCGGCACCCUCGGCGUCAUUCCGGAAUCGGUCAUUUUGUUAAAGGCUGACGAACCAAUCGCUGAUUAUGCCGCAAUGGACGAUGUUAUGCAAGUUUGUAUGCCUGAAGAAGGAUUUAAAGGGACUGGCCUACUUGGACAUUAAUGUUUUGAAACCUGCAAUGCGCUAAGAAGUGACCAGAAGGGAAGAGGAGUUUGACAUGCUAGGGCAUUAAAGAAAAAGUGGAUCUAUAAGAAUAAAUGGUUGCUUGACUCUUCCAGAAGGCAGAAAAAUCCAAUCAAAAGUGACUGCCCCAAAAGCCUUAUGUCAAAUAAAAGCAGAUUGCACUGAAGGACAUCAAACUUCAAGGAAAUGUUUCCAGUUUUAUAUUUAAAGAUGAAAUGUAAGGCCGAACAAGUUUAGUAGCAGUAACCGAACAUCAUGUUUACAUUCAAAACUUUCUAGACGAGGGAGGAAGUAAGAUUCUGUUGUAUUUCCUUGCUCGGAUUUCAUAUCGCAGGCAUUUGUCCCUAGAGGAUUUGUAUUUCCCAUAGGCAAACGACAUCCUGAUCUGUCUUAAAGAGUGAUCCUUUUCCAGGCAUACACCUGCUUCCAAAUAUCUGUCUUUGAUCCACUUGGACACUUUCAAUAAAGCAUGGGAGUAAACAACUUGUAAUUGUGAAGACAUGUCUAGCUUUUUCACACUAUUCACCCCCAGGGUCAGUUGCAGGCCUCUCCCCAAAGCUGCCAGUGGUUGUAAGUUUCUCGAGAGGAAAGGGGCCAGCCCGACUCUAGCCGCCCGGGGGCCACUUACUGUUUUUAAACCUUAGGAGAAGCCUUGACUCUAAAUGGCCGCAGGCUCUCCGGUUCGAUAGAUUUUAGAAAUUUUCACAACUUUUGAUAGCCUCUUCCUCCAGUAUGCCACUGCCAAGAUCCCGGAAAUCUAUCGUACCCUGAAAAUCAAGUUUUUGAAGGCCGAUGAUCUUAUUCAACCUUGACAUUUGCCUCACAAAGCUCGGGAUUUGGUGGGUUAUAUUUGCAUAAUAUGUGACCUGCUACCACAAGACAGUGCUUUCUCUUCUCCCUCUUCCUCCCCCUCCCUCCCUCCAUCACGACCAACUUCUCCCCCCGUGGGUCCAUUGAAGGAAUAUCCUGGAUUUCCUGAGCCAGUCUUCUGCAAUGACCAGAUAGGGUCCACUCCUUCAGACCGAAUAAAAGUUACUGGAAAUCUCCGUACGGAACCCACAGAUGAAAUGGAAUUUUAUCCAUCUUGGCGUUCAAACCAAUGGUGUGGUUAUUUUAGCAGCAGAUCAUUGACCGGUAUUCACAAGGACGCCGAAGGGUUUGUUCUCUUUUUUUAAUAAUGUAACUUCAGACUGGAGUGUAUUUCUUGAUCACAAUGUUUGCUCCAUUGAGUGUAUUGUAUAUGCUAGUGUGUUUCUGGGUGGUUUCUGAGAACUGUGGGAUGCUAGCUUUGGGUCUGGUGGGGAUUUUACUUUGAGGGAUGUGUUGUGGUCAGGGUUUUGGUUUUAUGGGGUGGAGGGGGGAGGGGACCGCAAAAGGAAGGUUUCCACAGAUUCAGUGAGGGAGGGGAAGACAUAGCUCAGUUAACCCGAAGCAUUACGGAUGUCCUGUAAAAGUAGAACUUCUUGUUGGUGUUUUCCCUCUCUGUGUAAUAAACUGUGUGUAAUAACCUGUGCUCUGGGAGGGGGCCGGGGGAGAAUCAACUAGCCCGUGUGGAAUAAUGGGAGCCGCACGAAGAACCGACACAAAUGUCCUCUGAAAAGCAGCCGGAGAGUCCCGAAGGGGGUUUGGAAUGGAGGUGGAUGGCAGCUGAUCUCGAUUUGGGAUUUCCACCUUUUAUUUAGCUCCAGAAUCAGGAAGCCGAGCAGCUUACUCUUUCCCAAGGUAAAGACUUCAGCAGAAGUUCACCAAGCUGCUGUCGAUACUUGACGAACAGCUUCCUUUUCCCUGCUUAGGGCUGGUUUGCCCCAGGGUUGCCCUCCUCUCUCACCUACACCGCCCCCAGAAACCGAAUCUAUUUUUAAUUUUUUCAAUUGGCCGUCGUUACGUUUCUUUCGUUCCAGGGUAUUUUCCUGUAGAUAAAAUUGUCGCAAAGCCGUCUUGCAGUUUUACCGACGGGAAAUUGUAAACUGGCAGUGUGGGAGCAAACCCAGCCGCAGAGCACCGUCUUGGGGGAUUCCUAAUGACCCCCGGCUGGCUGUGCUUACAACUGUGCACCAGGGGAACAGGUUCAGGAUGUGAGCAGAGGCCCGUUAAUUGUUCUGUCUGUAUUUGCAAAUGCGUUGGACUAAAGCCGUGGAAGACUUAUUAAAGAGCGUAGCCGGUGUCUAUAUUCUCUCAGAUUCUUAAGGUGUUGCAUCCAUGUAGGAUUUUAUCUUAGACUGGAGUCGCCUGUGGGAAGUCUGUACUUAAAAGGUUUUUCCUUGUACCUCUCUCCAUUCAGUCUGAACUAAUUUGUUGAGCAGACAACGAAAUGUAAAGAGCCUCAUUUUGGGGCAGAAUCUGGAAUACAAUUUGCCUCAGCUGUACCUUGGUUUUACUUGGGGAAUAAGAACAUUUCUGUGUAAUGCAAGUUGCGAUGAUUAGAAUUACUGUUAAAAAAUUUUAUGCUAAAUUAAAAGAGUGCAUCCCUUAUUUUCAUGGGCAUCAUGA
Ornithorhynchus anatinus (platypus) is the source of this 5694-nucleotide messenger RNA. RefSeq names its product ubiquitin specific peptidase 48 (gene USP48). NCBI's taxonomy places the organism in Eukaryota, Metazoa, Chordata, Mammalia, Monotremata, Ornithorhynchidae. The coding region runs from base 16 to 3183 and encodes 1055 amino acids. Gene Ontology annotation, biological process: protein deubiquitination. Gene Ontology annotation, cellular component: nucleus; cytosol. Gene Ontology annotation, molecular function: cysteine-type deubiquitinase activity; protein binding; cysteine-type endopeptidase activity. The record is from RefSeq and is a predicted model, not a curated record. The transcript is spliced from 27 exons.